Messenger RNA from Rhipicephalus sanguineus (brown dog tick), 859 nucleotides. RefSeq lists its product as uncharacterized. The record is from RefSeq and is a predicted model, not a curated record. Bases 1 to 753 code for a protein of 250 amino acids. Lineage: Eukaryota; Metazoa; Arthropoda; Arachnida; Ixodida; Ixodidae. The transcript is spliced from 6 exons.
AUGCCAUCCGAACCUGGCGCAGCAUUGGGCAAGAUCUUCACUAUUUGUGCUAGUUCCGAAGCUGUCACCUCUUCAAAGUCGUCACUUUUGACAGGGGACCAUCUUCAAGCCAAAGCAAGCACAUCUUGGGCUCAGGACAGUGACUUUUCUGACCGUGAAGUUGCUGUUUCACCUGCCCCUGCAAACACAAGUCUUUUGAAAGAGAGCAGCAGCCUGCCUCCAUGGCUCACUGCCUGUGAAAGCAAAGUUUUUGAUAACCAAAUGAAGAUACUAGUCGAGCUGAAGAGCAUGAGGACACUGCUGACUGCGAACAAAUCAACUAGAGUUUUAGUGUUGCCCGAAGACUGCCCGACAAUACCUGCUUCAACAGUGGCAGAUGUUCAAGCCAUUGAAGAGUACCUUUCCUCCCAAGAACACAUGGAGCUGCUGACAAACUACUGUUCAAGAUUUGGCGGCACAGACUUCCAGGACACGGUGCGAAUACUUUUGCGAAACUUGAUGACCAAAGCAGCAUCUUUGCAAUUCAGCUGGAAAGGCUCUCGUGGCAGGAAGAACGCAUUUGCUGAGCUUAAGAACAUUAACAACAUGAUCCUGGCCUGCCUUAGAGCUCAUUACCCCGAACAAGCAUCUCUCACGAAGUGCAGCGUUGUGGUAAAGCGCUGGCUCAUUGGUGCCCAAGAUCGUGAAGGCGGCCGAAACCGGAGGCGCCAGUCGUCUCAAGCAGGAGUGGCAAACACACUCUUGGAGGAAUAAGUGAAGCACUACCUUGUUCACAACCGUUGUUUUUUUUCACAGCCGAAUGAAGCUGUGUAUUUGUAAAUAUGUAUAUUUUUCAAUAAAUGGGUAGCCCAUUGCCAAA